AUGGAUGCCCCGCUUCGCCCGGAGCAGGCGGUGCCUCCAGAGCCACCCGUCACACCCUAUGUCGGGCUCCUUCCCCCCUCGGCGGAGGCGGCGGCCGCUCCUCCCUCGCCUCGCCCCGGCGGGAACAAGGGCGCUUUGAGCGGCGGGCUGGCCUGCCAGCCCCAGCCCCUCCACGCGGGACCCCCGGCCGGAGCCUCUUUCUUCGGGGACGGCUACGUGGAGAUGCCGCUGGCGGACGCCUCGCGCACGGUGCGGCUCCGCCUGCAGCUGUACACCAGCCAGGGGAGCGGGCUCCUCUUCCUGGCCGCCGGCCAGCCCGACCACCUCCUGCUCCAGCUGCGAGCCGGCAGCCUGCAGGCCAGGCUGCAGCUGGGCUCAGAAGAGGUGACCCUGCAGUCCCCAGCAGAGCUGCAGCUCAAUAACCUGGCGGUGCAUGACGUGGAGCUGCUGGUGGAAGAUGGCAGGAUGAUGCUGACCAUCGACGGCCUCUUCAACAGCUCCGUGGACAUCGCAGGACCUGUACGGGAGCUGGACAUCCAGUAUGGCCUCUAUGCCGGCGGGACAGGCAGCCUUGACCUGCCGUACCUCGCCGAGGCCAGCUCGCCCUUCAGAGGUUGCCUCCACUUAGUGACAUUCAACGGUCUGGAUGUCCUCUCCCCCCUGUCCUCUGAUGGCAGCUCCAAGAUCUUCCACCGGGUCCAGGAAGGGUGCAGCACACAGUUCUCUGCAGAGCCCGAGGACCCCUUCGGGUUCCUGGGGCCACACUCCUACAUUGCGUUUCCCACGUGGGAUGCGAGGGAGGAAGCGACCAUUGAGUUUGUGAUAACGACGAGCAUCACCCAGGCACCCCUCAUCUACCACGCGGGGCUGGAGAAUGACUUCUUCUACCUGGAGAUCUCCAACGGGCGCCUGAGAGGGUUUGUUGAGAAGGGGAACGGCAUCAUCGUCCUGCACAACAAUGUCUUCAUCAGCGAUGAGCAGCAGCACUAUGUCAAAGUCUACACGGACAUGCAUAAGUUUGAGAUACUGAUAGAUUACUACGCUUCAUCCACAUCCAACCGGGGCAUCAACAACUACUUGGACCUUCAGGGAAACCUCUUCAUUGGAGGUAUGAACGAAAAAGCUUUGCAAAGGCUGAAGGAGCAUCAUCUUGCUUUCAUCUCGGUGUGGACCAUGACCAACAACUCGUUUGUUGGCUGCUUGGAGGACCUGCGGAUAAACCUGCAGAGGAGGAGUCUGCAGGAUGCCGUGAUCACAAAGGACAUCACAUCAGGCUGUGGAAAGCAGGAGCACUACUGGGACUAUGACGAGGUGUACGAGCAGGAUGAGGCACCCACCUCCCCACCUCCGGAUGUCUGGUCAGGAGCACCAGGCCUGAUGGUGGAACUGUGCCAGCCGGACAACAGCUUCCCACCCGCCUUUGCCAACAUCAGCAGGCUGCUGCACGUCAGCCCCCUCAUCGUCUCUGAAGGGGGCACAGCCUAUCUGGAGUGGAAACACACCCAGCCAACGGUAGACUUGAGCCUUGCAAACAUCCGACAGUCCCAAAUCCUCUUUAGCAUCACCAACGACCCUAGGUACGGUCAGCUGGAGCUGGACAUUCCUGGGUCCAGGAGCAGAAGGAAGUUCACCUUGUUGGACAUUGUGAAUCGGAAAGUCAGAUACGUCCACGAUGGCUCUGAGGGGCCCAUGGACCAGCUGAUGCUGGAGGUGACAGUGACCGCCCAGCAAGGGGUCCCAGAGUGCUUGCGGCAGGGGCAGAUGUACCUGCUGCCCAUCAUGAUCAACCCCAUCAAUGAUGCCCCACAGGUGAUCUUUCCCCAUGGGAACCACAUGACAAUCCUGAAGCACACACGGAAACACCUGACCACAGACAUCCUGCAGGUCCUAGAUGAUGACACAUCCUGUGAUGACCUCGAAUUCCAGCUGCACGGUGGCCAGCAGAUGGAGGAGGGUUAUGUGGAGUAUGACUUUCACCCUGGAGUGCCCAUCGAAGAGUUCUCCUGCAGGGACCUGGAAGCAGGCAAUGUAGUCUACGUGCACCAGGGUGGGACAAACUCACAGCUCACCUUGCAGGUGAGCGACGGCACAGUCCCAAGCCCCAUUGCCACCCUGAGGAUCCUCGCCAUCGACCCUGACAUCCUCCUGCACAACAACACUGGCCUCUCCAUCUCCCAAGGAGGGGCUGCACGCAUUACCACAGCCAACCUGUCAGUGGAGACAAAUGCAGUGAAACAACGGGUCGCCAUCCUGUACGUCCUCACAGAGCCCCUAAGGUAUGGUGAGGUCCAGAAGCAAGGGAGCAUGGGAGGGGAAUGGAAAAAAGUCGAGUCCUUCCACCAGCAAGACCUGGAGCAAGGGCGCAUCCAGUAUUUUAGCACAGACCCGGAGCACCGGCUGGAAGAUGUUGUGGAGAAGCUGAGAUUUGAAGUCCAGGUGGGGCAGAAGGUCUUGCAAAACACCACCUUUCUCAUAAGAAUUAAAAGAGCCACUAUUAAGAUGAGGACCAUGGUCCCCCUCCAGAUGAAGAACAAGCGGCACAGAAAUAUCACCAGUAAGGAGCUGGAGGCAAUGUUGGAAGAUCCAAACGCUGCUCCACUCCCCUUCCACUACGUGAUAAUCCAGGCUCCCAAAAAGGGAAACCUGGAGCUGCUCGGCAACAGGCUGACUGAAGGCUUUGGAUUUACCCAAGAUGACCUGCAAAGAAACCACCUGAGCUACAGCGCGACCAUCAGGAACUCUCAGCAAGCCGAGGACACCUUCCAGUUUCGCGUCCGUGCUGGCGAGCAGCACUCUCCCGUCUAUACCUACACAAUCAGCAUCGGUGGGGAUCCUGAUGCACCAGCCCUUACCAAUGUCCUCCUGACUGUGCCGGAAGGGGGGCAAGCCAUCAUCUCCAAGGACCACUUGUUUGUACAGAGCAUGAACAGCAUGGACUACCUCUAUGAAGUGAUUGAGGGGCCAGCACAUGGGAGGCUGGCCUGGGCUGCGUCCCCUGGCUGGGCCUCCAGAGAGGAGAUCACAGAGUUCACCAACGACGACAUCCUCCACCGCCGGCUACUGUACCAGCACGAUGACUCCGAGACGCUGGAGGAUGACAUCCCCUUCGUAGCGAUCAGGCAGGGCGAGGGCAGCGCUGAGCCCGAUGCAGAGGAGGUGAGAGGUGUUUUCAGGGUCUCCAUCCAACCCGUCAAUGACCACACCCCGGUCCAAGUGGUGAACAAGGUCUUCAAUGUGGUGCGCAAUGGGCAGCACCUGCUGACGACAGAUGACAUCGCCUUCACAGACAAGGACUCUGGCUUCUCUGACACACAGCUGGUGCUGGCGAGGAAGGACAUUUUGUUUGGCAGCAUCGUGUCCGCCGAUGACAGAAGCCAUCAGGUCUAUCGGUUCACACAGGAUGACUUGAGGAAGAAGAAGAUCCUCUUUGUCCAUUCGGGGGCUGACCGGGGCUGGAUCCAGCUACAAGUCUCAGAUGGCCUCCACCAAACCACAGCCCUCCUGGAAGUACAGGCAUCAGACCCCUACAUUAAAAUAGUCAACAACACCGGUCUAGUCAUCCACCAAGGGAGCCGAGGGAGCAUUGACUCUUCCAUCCUUAGCCUGGAGACCAACAUGGACAUCAGGUCAGAUGAAGAGAUACGGUUCCUGAUAACAACCCCCCCAAGGUGGGGGACCGUGCUGAGAGGGGAGCAGCCGGUCAUGGCCUUCUCCCAGAGGGACCUGCUAGCAGGAGAGAUCUCCUACCACCACAACGGGAGCAGGAACACCCGGGACGAGCUCCAGUUCACUGUAGAAGCGAACGAGGUGGUGGUGGAGGACACGCUGGCUAUCAGCGUGUUCUUGGACACCCAUCCCAGCCCCCUGCGCAUAGUCAACCACAAGGAGAUACACGUAUUCCAGGGGGAAGCGGCUGGGAUCAAGGAGGAGUACCUACUGGUGGCCCACGAAGAGAUCCCUCCCCAGGACAUAGUCUACCUGGUGAGCAGCCCCCCAGCCUCCGGCUUCCUGGCGAUGCUUCAGCACGGCCGAGACUCGAAUGAGCAGCCCAGCCUGGACCCCAUCCAGUCCUUCACCCAGGAGGACAUCAACAACGGCAGAGUCCUGUACCUCCACUCCAAGCCAGAGGAGGAGCAUGACCGGUUUGUCGUGGACAUCACAGCCAGCGGUGCAGAUCCGCUGGAGGGGGUGGUGGUGAGCCUGACCGUGCUCCCCAUCACCGUCCCCCUGGAUGUCCACAACAUCACAGUGCCAGGAGGUGGCUCUGCUACCCUCUCCACAGGCAUCCUCAACAUCCCCAACGCCUACUACAUGGCUCUCGGUGUGGAGUUCACGGUGCUCGAGCCCCCCCGGUUCGGCACCCUCCUGAACAGCGAGCGGCCCGAGGAUGGCAGGCUGCACAGCUUCACCUGGAGUGAGGUGGAGAAGCAGCAGAUCCAGUACAGGCAGGAUGGCCCCCGGGCCCUGGCCGACAGCUUCACCCUCCUGGCCAACGCCUCCGAGAUGAACCGGCAGAGCCAGCCCAGGACCCUCUUCAUCACCAUCCUGCCCCGCAGCUCCAAGGGGCCCCGGCUGCGGGUCAACGCCGGGCUGCAGCUGCGGGAAGGCACCACUGCUGCCAUCGGCCCCCACGUCCUGAGCGCCGAGGACGAGGACUCCCCAGCAGAGGAGGUGACCUACUCCAUCCAGCCCCCGGCCAACGGGAAGGUUGUGCUGAGGUCGGCGCCCGGCGCUGAGGUCCGGCGGUUCACCCAGGCCCAGAUAAACAAUGGCCUCAUCCUCUUCGUGCACCAAGGGCCCCUGGAUGGGGGCUUCGCCUUCGACCUGUGGGACGGUGAGAACCUGUCUCCUGGGCACUUCUUCCUCGUCAGGGCCCAGAGAGAGCCCCUCAUCAGCCUGGCCAAGAAGCAGAGCCUCACCGUCUGCCCAGGUGCCCUGCAGCCCAUCACCAGCCAGAACCUGCAGGCAGUGAGCAACAGCCCCGCCGGCUCCACCGCUCUAUACUACAGCAUCGAGCAAGCCCCACGCCUGGGCAGGCUCAGCACCUCCCAGGGGGAGGAAAUUAGGAACUUCACCCAAGCCCAGGUGGACAGCAGGUUGAUUUUCUACCAGCACGAGAUGCCAGAGAAGCCCUUCUGGCUCGCCCAAGAUGCCAUCCGCUUCCGCGUGGUCGCUCCCACGACCAUCUCCGAUUCCUUCAUCCUCCUCGUGCUGAUCUCCUUCGAGACAAGGUGUCCCCAGCGCUCGACUCAGCUAUGGAGAAAUGCAGGUCUCCAGCUUGCAAGGGCUCAGCAGGCCGAGAUCGGCACCUCAGUGCUGGAUGCCUCCAACCUCCUAAGCCAAAUCCCGGUCCCUGAGAGGGCUGCGCAUGAUGUUGUCUUCCUGGUGACGGGGCUGCCAGCUCAUGGGCAGCUCUUGGUGGCUGGUGUGCCCCUGGAGCGGUCACGGCCAUUCUUCCUGCAGUCAGACCUGGCCACAGGACGCCUGGCAUAUGCCCAUGGUGGAGACGGCAUCUCUGAAGACCAUUUCAGAUUUAAGGCUUGGCUCCGGCCCCGGGCGCAGCAGUCCAUCCGUCCUCCGCAGGAAGGGGUGGUCAUCUCCGAAGCUUUCAAUAUCACGGUGACCAGCGGCAGCAGCAGCAAGCCACCACAGGUGGUGAGGCGGCAAGAAGUGCUGCAGGUCCCACCAGGCUCCGUGGUGACCUUGUCCCAGGAAUACCUGGAUGUGGCAGACCCAUCAGGUUCCCCAGAGGAGAUGGUGUACAGCGUCCUCCAGAGACCCCUCGCUGGCCACCUGGCCAAUACCCACAACCCACAGGAGCCCAUCAACCGCUUCACCCAAGCAGAUGUCAACGCAGGCCGCGUGGUGUUUGUUGCCACCGGGAGCCAUGCCCCAGGGUCCUUAGCCCUGAGCCUCUCCGAUGGCCACCGCCCGCCCACCUUGACCUCACUGGAGAUCGAGGUGCUGUCUGCAGUGAGCACCGCUGCCAGCCCAGUGCUGCUGGAGGUGCCCCAAGACCUGAACAGGGCCUCCAUGUCCCACCAUCAUCUCCUGGGAGCUGCACAGCUCGGGGCAGGCAAUGCCCUGUACAGGAUCACCAGGGACCCAAGGUUUGGCCAAGUGCAGGUCAAGCAAAAGCUGGUGCAGGGCUUCUCGCAGAAGCAGCUGGACCGCGGGGACGUGAUGUUCACCUUCACUGACCUCACCUCUCCCGAGGACAACUUCCAGUUCCUUGCCAUGUCACGGGCAGCCAACAGGACCGGGGUGGUGAACGUGACCGUCCGUGCCUUGGUGAAGGCUCGGCCGGGCAGCGUGUGGCCCAGGGGCACCACAGCCCUCCUAGACACCAGCGUCCUCGACGCCAGCGAGCUGGCCAACCGCACCAAGAGCAUCCCAGUCUUCAAGAUCCGCAGGGCGCCCCGUGGCAGCCGUCUCGUGAGGGUCUCCAGGGACCCAGGACAACCCACCACCCCAAUCGAGACCUUCAGCCAGAGUGAGCUGGAGCAAGGGCUGGUCGGGCUGGAGGUGCUGGAUGCUGGGGAGACUGACCAGCCCCUGCAGAGUGACAGCUUUGUCUUUGAGCUGGCAGCUGCCGGCGUGCCACCGGCACUGGCAUCCCUGGGGUACAGCAUUGAGCCCUACAACGCCUCGAAAGCCUACGGUGUCACCCUGCUCACGGCCCCCCUGGCACCUUCGCCCCUGGUGCCCCAGCCCGAGGGCACGGCACGGAGCCGCCCCAACAGCAGCGAGCUGGGGAUGCCCCCAACCGCCUGGCUGGGUCCCGGUGCCACCACCAGCCCCAGCUCCGUGGAGGGGGGCACCUUUCUCAGCUUCAUCGAGGCCAACAUGUUCAGCAUCAUCAUCCCCAUCUGCCUCAUCUUCCUCCUGCUGGCUCUCAUCCUACCCCUGCUCUUCUACCUGCACAAGCGCAACAAGACGGGGAAGCACCACGUCCAGGGCACCCCCUCCUUCAAGGCCAAGAACGGGGCUGUGCCGGACCAGGAGACCUUCCGGAGGACGGACCCCAACCAAGGCAUCCCCCUAACGACUGUCAACACCCUGGAGGGCAAGGGCACGGGUCCGCCGCCCCAGGGCACUGGUCCCGGGGUGCCGCCAGACCCCGAGCUCCUCCAGUACUGCCGGACUUCCAACCCCCCCUUGAAAAACAACCAGUACUGGGUGUGAAGGGCUGAGGCACGGGGGCAUGAGACCACCUGGGGGUCCAGACCCUCCCAGACCACUGCCAGCCACCUCCUCCCGGCUCUCCUCCUCCUCCUCCCUGGGAGCUGGCAUCCCGCAGAUGCAGGAGGACCCUGGGGAUAUGGGGGCUGCUGGUCCGGCCCACCCGGGAGCCCCAAAUCUCCAGGUGGCUUUGGGCAGGGGAGGGGGGCACUGCAUAAGCAAGUGGGGACAGGCAAAAUGCCUGAGCAUCCCUGGGGAACACUGACUUCGGGUGCUCAUUUGGGCCACCCAACGGUGGCCACAGUGCUGGAGGGGACUUGACGGCACUGGUCCCCACCGAGCCACCCAGUCGGGUCCGGUGGUGGCUCCUCUGUGGGCAGCACCGACCGCCGCUGGGGUGUUUGCCACAGCUCUUGGCUCGAGAGGGAGGAUGAGGAGCGGCUUGCGCUGAGUCAGGCUGGGGAUGAAGCUGCCCAAAUCCCCCAGGGCUAGGCGGGCUGAGACACUGGAGCAGAGGCUUGGAAAAAACUCUGUGGCCAAUGCCAGGGGAAUUUAAGGAGUCCCCACCCACUUGGAAAAAACCCGCCUCGCUCUUUCUCUGCGUGCUUGCUGUGUGUUUCAUAAAGCAGAUUGCACCGAGCCCCCGGGGGGGUUGCACAACAGGUAGGAUGCCCUCGGCGGGGAGGGACGGCAGGCGCUCACCUGGGCAGCGUGAAACCGGAGAGGAGAGCGGAGAACCGGAGCCAGCACGGUUUUCCACUGUAUACUCCAGUACGGCAGAAGUAAACAGAAUAAAGUGCCUUUUCCGAGGUG
Gymnogyps californianus (California condor) is the source of this 7995-nucleotide messenger RNA. RefSeq names its product chondroitin sulfate proteoglycan 4 (gene CSPG4). The coding region runs from base 1 to 7185 and encodes 2394 amino acids. NCBI's taxonomy places the organism in Eukaryota, Metazoa, Chordata, Aves, Accipitriformes, Cathartidae. The record is from RefSeq and is a predicted model, not a curated record. The transcript has 11 exons.